AUGCGUGAUUUUAAAUAUUCUCAGACUUCAUUUGAAAAAAUUGAACCCAAAUUACUAAAGAGUCAAAAACAUAAGGAUGAUGAAUUAACAAAUAAUGAUGAUAAAUCGAAAAAAUCAUCUCGUAAUAAUAGUGAUGGUUGGAUGUUACUUGACCAUGCGGCACUCAUUACUUCCCAGGCAACUAUUUUAACAACAAAUUUUUUUACUCAUCAUUUAUCAGGUCCAAGAAAACCUUCUUGGCCAAUUCAACUUACUUUAAUGUGCGCUUCAAUGAGAGCGUUAACGGAUCAUACUCAUCUAGCUGAUAUAGAAACUUUAAGACGUUUAAUUAAUAUCCCUUUCACUUUUGUUCCAUCUGAUAUUAUUGUAACUCCUGUUUCAUUUAAAGUUUUAAAUAAAGGUUUGCAAGGAAUACUUAAAAACCUUGAAGAGAAAGAAACUGGUAAUAGAGAGAUAAGCUGUGAAUGGAUCGUACCUAAAUCACUUUGGAGGAAAAUUAAUGAUGAUUAUCGUUUAUCUGCCUCUUGUUGUACUCAUUUUUUUAUCGAUGAUGAUGGUAUAAAAUGGUCAAAUGAGAAAGUUAUCAUGUAUAUACAUGGUGGUGCUUAUUAUUUAAUGUCUGCUAAGACUCAUCGUGAGAUAAAUUAUCGUCUUUCAAAGGCAACUGGAAGAAGGGUUUUUGCGGUAAAUUAUAGACUCGCCCCAGAAGGUCCUUUCCCUUGUGGUCUUCAUGAUGUUGUUCAUUCUUUCCUUUAUUUGACUGACCCUAAUGGCUUGGCUAUUCAGCCUGAAAAUAUUGUUAUUGCUGGGGAUAGUGCAGGAGGUGGCUUAUCUUUGGCGUUAUUGUAUUAUCUUAAGGACAAUCACAUGCCGUUACCUGGAGGCGCAGUUUUAUUUUCUCCUUGGUUAGACUUAACGAUGUCGUGUUCAAGUUGGGAUCAAAAUCAACCUUAUGAUUAUCUCUUUAAACCAAAAGAUGAUGAUCCUUUAAAUCCAGUAAAGUUAUAUUUACAUCCUUAUGAAGAACGUGCUAAAUUAGUUAAUCAUCCUUACGUAUCACCUUUAUUUGGAGAUUUAAAUAAUUUACCCCCUUUAUUAAUUCAAUGUGGUGAUUCUGAAGUGUUGAAAGAUGAAAUUUACUUAGUUGCAAAUAAAGCAUCAGAAACUGGAACAACAUUUGUUCAAUAUGAAGUUUAUGAAGAUAUGGUGCAUGUUUUUCAAAUGUUUAACUUCCUUGAACCAGCAGCAAAGGCUAUGGAUUCGGUGGGUUACUUUGUUAAAAAUAUUAUACCAAUUCACCAAAGGAACACGUUAUUGUCUCAAGCAAAUCACAAAAGAUAUUCCGUACUAGGUUAUAAUUUACAAUGUCCCGUAGAAUUAUUAAGAUCGCAAAAUCCCACACCUGGUCAUAUGAGCCUACUUCCUUCAAAUAAAGUUGAUAAAUCAACUUCAACACAAGAAGAUGGAAUCAUUAUUAAUCACCCUUCGUCAAAUAAUUAUUAUUCAAAAAGAAAGGAUAACAAAACUACGAGUUUACCUUCACAGAAUUAUCCUAUGAUGAGCACUUCCUCGGCUUGCUUUUAUAAUCGUAAUAAUAGAAUUGGAGAACAUUAUAAUCAACAACAACAACAUCAUCAUCAUCAACAAAUACGAUCCCGACCUACAAUCAGAUCAUUAAGGUCUUCAAGUUAUCCUGAUUUAAAACAAUUAGUUUCUAAAGAAUAUAAUGAAAAUUCUGUUGUUAAUAAACCUGGUUUCGUGAAUUUUGAUGGUAAAACUGAAGAAGUUAGUGAUGUUAAUUAUGAACCAAAAAAAAAUACGAAUGGUAUGAUUAAUAAAAAGGAUGUUAGCGUUGGAUGA
Messenger RNA from Rhizophagus irregularis DAOM 181602=DAOM 197198, 1860 nucleotides. RefSeq lists its product as uncharacterized. Gene Ontology annotation, molecular function: lipase activity. The record is from RefSeq and is a predicted model, not a curated record. NCBI's taxonomy places the organism in Eukaryota, Fungi, Glomeromycota, Glomeromycetes, Glomerales, Glomeraceae.